Molecule: messenger RNA, 2645 nt
Organism: Puma concolor (puma)
Lineage: Eukaryota; Metazoa; Chordata; Mammalia; Carnivora; Felidae
Source: RefSeq, a predicted model, not a curated record
AUGACCGCGCACGAGCCAGGAGGGACACUCGGUCAGUGCGGAGCAGCGGGGCCGGCCCAGCCGGGCGCCGAGGCCGGGAGGGAGGCGCGGCCGGGGGCGGGAGGGAGGCGGCGCGGCGGAUGUGACUCGCACUGCAGACGAGCCGCAUGCUGCAAACUUUUAUCUCCCGAUCGCCGGGGCGGCGGAACAGGGGACCGGCAAAGCCGCCGCAUCACCCUCCUCCCGCGCGAUGGGGCCGCAGCCCGUGGCGGGUGGCCACGCAGGCAGGCAGUCGCGGGUGAGGUGGGGUUGCGGGGGCGCCGCCCUGGGCUUCCAGCGCCCCCGCGCUGCGCCCGGGGGGCCGCGUCCUGGGGGACUCUGCGGGCGCAGCCGCGUCUCUGCUCUUCAAGCUCCGCGCCCUUGCCUCCUGUCAGCGGCCUCACGCCGUGGGUAAGGGGGCCAGGCAGUGGAGCUACUGCUGUGGUCCAGGCUGCCCUUUGCAAGCCCAGGCAAGAACGUGUAGCCAUAAAGCGGAUCAACUUGGAAAAAUGCCAGACCAGUAUGGAUGAACUAUUAAAAGAAAUUCAAGCCAUGAGUCAGUGCAGCCAUCCCAACGUAGUGACCUAUUACACCUCUUUUGUGGUAAAAGAUGAACUUUGGCUGGUCAUGAAAUUACUAAGUGGAGGUUCCAUGUUGGAUAUCAUAAAGUACAUUGUUAACCGAGGGGAACACAAGAAUGGAGUUCUGGAAGAGGCAAUAAUAGCAACAAUUCUUAAAGAGGUUUUGGAAGGCUUAGACUAUCUACACAGAAAUGGUCAGAUUCACAGGGAUUUGAAAGCUGGUAAUAUUCUUCUGGGUGAGGAUGGUUCCGUACAAAUAGCAGAUUUUGGGGUAAGUGCAUUCUUAGCAACAGGGGGUGAUGUUACCCGGAAUAAAGUAAGAAAAACAUUUGUUGGCACUCCGUGUUGGAUGGCCCCUGAAGUCAUGGAACAGGUGAGAGGCUAUGACUUCAAGGCUGACAUGUGGAGUUUUGGAAUAACUGCCAUUGAAUUGGCUACAGGAGCAGCGCCUUAUCACAAGUACCCUCCUAUGAAAGUGUUAAUGUUGACUUUGCAGAAUGAUCCACCCACUUUAGAAACAGGAGUAGAGGAUAAGGAAAUGAUGAAAAAGUACGGCAAGUCCUUUAGGAAAUUACUUUCCCUGUGUCUUCAGAAAGAUCCUUCUAAAAGGCCCACAGCAGCAGAACUUUUAAAAUGCAAAUUCUUCCAGAAAGCCAAGAACAGAGAGUACCUGAUUGAAAAGCUGCUUACAAGAACACCAGACAUAGCCCAAAGAGCCAAAAAGGUGAGAAGAGUUCCUGGGUCAAGCGGUCACCUUCAUAAAACCGAGGACGGUGACUGGGAGUGGAGUGACGACGAGAUGGACGAGAAAAGUGAAGAAGGGAAGGCCGCUUUUUCUCAAGAAAAGUCCCGAAGAGUAAAAGAAGAAAAUCCAGAGAUGGCGGUGAAUGCCAGCAGUAUACCCGAGCAAAUACGGUCCCUUUCUGUGCAGGAUCCUCAGGGGCUACCCAAUGCUAGCGAAGACUACAGAGAAGCUUCUUGUGCUGUGAACCUCGUUUUAAGAUUAAGAAACUCCAGAAAGGAACUUAAUGACAUACGAUUUGAGUUUACUCCAGGAAGAGAUACAGCAGAUGGCGUAUCUCAGGAGCUCUUCUCUGCUGGCUUGGUUGAUGGUCAUGAUGUAGUUAUAGUGGCUGCUAAUUUACAGAAGAUUGUAGAUGAUCCCAAAGCUUUAAAAACACUGACAUUUAAGUUGGCUUCAGGCUGUGAUGGGUCGGAGAUUCCGGACGAAGUGAAGCUGAUCGGGUUUGCCCAGUUGAGUGUCAGCUGAUGUAUGUCCCUUGACAUCUCCCCCUGAUUUGUCAUGCCCCCACCUCACACCAUUUCCCUCGAUCUUCCUCCCCCACCCCUACUCCCUCCCCCUCACUCCCAAUUCCCACAAAAUCAGAAGAUUGUGAAGAGUCUGGCUUCAGUGACAUGGGAUAAAAAAGAAUUUUUUUAAACUUACAACACUCCGAGUUCUGCUUUAUUCUCUAGCAAUCCACAGUAUGAGAACAAGCAAAUGCCACAGCUGCACGACUGUUGCUAAUUUUUCCAAAAGCUAUUUAAUAUUCUUAGCAAUCAAUUCGGAUAUCCCUUAAGUGAAAAGAAUCUGAAAUACACUCAGGUGGUCCUAUUUAUUGGCAACAAAAGGAAUUUUUUCUAUCAGAAGCCUAUUUCUUCUUUCAUUGUUGUUCUGUUCUACUUUAAUUGUACAUCUGACAAUACUGCCUCUUUUAUGUUGUAUUUAGAAAUUAAUAUACUUAUAAAAUUAAGAUUUAUUAGUCAAACUUGAAUUCUAGUUUUAAAACUGACUGUGAAUUUUAUUUUUCAUAUAUUUAUGCAUUACACACCUUAGCUAUAAGAAGAAAAGUUUUUGAUUAUAUGCUUCUUGCAGUUAAUCUCUUGUUAUUUAAACAAAAAAAAUCAGGUCUAUCUUUGGAGUAUUUAUAACUUUUGAUUUUUGAAAUGACUGAAUUAGGAACUUAGAUGCUUAUUCUUUUGGUUUGUUUGCCUAAAAACCAAUCCACAAUCUGAUUGUCUCUUGGGAUAGGGAGGUGCCUUGCA